Molecule: messenger RNA, 888 nt
Organism: Camelina sativa (false flax)
Lineage: Eukaryota; Viridiplantae; Streptophyta; Magnoliopsida; Brassicales; Brassicaceae
Product: putative germin-like protein subfamily 1 member 9
Molecular function (GO): manganese ion binding
Source: RefSeq, a predicted model, not a curated record
AGUUUAUCAUCAUCUCUCCAUCAAAAUCUAAACAAAAACCUUUAAACUCAAUAUAUAAACCAUGAAGAGUCUCUCAUUUCUUGCUGUUCUAUCUAUCUUGGCUAUAACACUUUCCUUAACCAUUGCUUCAGACCCAAGCCCUCUUCAGGACUUCUGCGUCGCCAUCAACACUCCAGCUGAUGGUGUGUUUGUGAACGGAAAGUUCUGUAAGGACCCAAAGCUCGUCACUGAAGAGGACUUCUUUCGGGGAGGGCUCAACAAAGCAGGAACACCUAAUGCAAAAACUGGGUCUGUUGUGACACCCGUCAAUGUUAACCAGAUUCCAGGGUUAAACACCCUUGGAAUCUCUAUUGUCCGUAUUGAUUACGCAGUUAACGGACAGAACCCACCUCACACCCACCCACGCGCCUCGGAGAUUUUGUAUCUCGCACACGGAACCCUUCUAGUAGGGUUUGUCACGUCAAACCCCGAAAACCGCCUCAUAUCUAAAGUACUCAACGAGGGUGAUGUGUUUGUGUUUCCAGAGGGACUCGUUCAUUUCCAAGCGAACGUUGGGAAAUUUCCCGCGCUUGCUUUCGCUGGUUUAAGCAGCCAAAACCCCGGUGUCAUCACUAUUGCCGACACCGUGUUUGGGUCUAACCCAGCAAUAGACCCGAAUGUUCUUGCAAGGGCGUUCCAGUUGGAUGCUAGGACUGUCAUGGAUCUACAGACUAAGUUCAAAAAAUAAUAACAUUGUUUGUGCUUUUGAAUUGCUUUCAUUUUUAUGUACCUUUAUUUAAAUAAGGAUCUUGUAUUAUCCGCUAAUCAUAAUAUGUCAUGAUGUUCGUCAUUGCGUUUGUCUUAAUCAAGUUAUUAAUAAAAUAAUAUUUUUAUGUUUGGAAAGAUAAA